Messenger RNA from Anisakis simplex (herring worm), 2106 nucleotides. Lineage: Eukaryota; Metazoa; Nematoda; Chromadorea; Rhabditida; Anisakidae. The record is from the annotation of a GenBank genome assembly.
AUGUUACCGCCGAUUAUAUUUGUACUAUUCGAAAUCGCUCGCAUUGUAUCGGCUGGAGAUAUUCAUUUCAAAGAGGAGAACCGACUGAAAAACAUUCGUCAACUCACUUUCGGUGGACAAAACGCUGAAGGAUACUUCAGUUACGACGGAAAAUGGCUCACAUUCCAAGCAUCCGGAAUGGAGGAGUACGGCACAUUGUGUGAUCAGAUCUACAGAAUUGAUCUAACACUACCUCCGAAAGAACAAAUCGCACACCGUCUCAGCACAGGAUUGGGUACGUGCACGUGUUCGUAUUUCUAUCCGGACAAUCGGCACGUCAUCUACGCCGGAACGUUUCAGCGUGCGAAAUUCAACUCUAACGAAACGCUCGAGAGUUGUCCACAGAAAACGUGCAAUGGCAGCUACACGUGGGACUUAUUUCCAGAAUUUGAUAUAUUCAAGGUGAACGAAUUCGGUAAAAUAGUUGCUCAGUUAACUGAGUCACCAGGCUACGAUGCCGAAGGAGCCGUUUCACCUGAUGGUCGGCAUAUUGUCUUCACGUCAACGCGGAGUGGUGAUCCAGACAUAUGGAUAAUGAAUUCGGAUGGAACCGAACCAAAACAGCUAACCAAUGAACUCGGUUAUGACGGAGGACCAUUUUUCAGUCCGGACGGCACGAAAAUUUGCUUCAGAGCUUCACGACCAAAUACGAGUGAAGAAAUCAAAAAAUAUAAAACAUUAUUAAGCUACAAUUUGGUAGCACCAACGGAGAUGGAGCUGUACACGAUGAACUUGGAUGGAGGUAACUUGAAGAAGGUCACCUCACUUGGUGGAUCUAAUUGGGCACCGUUCUAUCUUCAUGAUGGUCAUCGGAUCAUAUUCAGUUCGAACUUCAACUCUUCGGGGCAUUUCGGCGCGUUCGACCUCUACAUAAUUGACGAGGACGGCGGGGAUCUCGAACGAGUGACAUAUAAUGAAGGCGGUUUUGAUGCAUUUCCGAUGUUUGAUGUUGCUGGCAGACGGCUCGUAUGGGGAAGUUCACGUAACGGAACAUCGCCACAUGAGCUGAAUCUUUUCAUAGCUGAUUGGAUAGAAAUGUCGAAUGGAACAGAAAGCGCAGAAAAGGACGGCAGCGAUGAGGACGAUAAUCGCACAAAGGAACAACUCAAGAAGCGUGUUCAUCGUGACUACGAUAGCGUUCUGUCACCGCAAGAGCCACAUCUGAAGAAUGUCCGUCAGAUGACAUUCGAUGGUAUCAAUGGACAAGCGUAUUUCAGUUACGAUGACAAAUCAUUGGUAUAUCAAGCGUUGGGUAAUUUAACGUAUGGCACUACAUGCGAUCAGAUAUACGUUUUGGAUGUUGAUAAUCCUCGUCGACUACCACGUAGACUUAGUACAGGAUAUGACGCGGAAGCUUCGGUUUCAAACGAUGGAAGGCGCAUAGUUUUCACAUCGAUGCGAAGUGGUGAUCCUGAAAUAUGGAUUAUGAACUGGGACGGCUCUGGUUUAAAACAGCUAACCUCUUCCGUGGGCUAUGAUGGAGGCGCAUCGUUCAGCCACGAUGAUACUAAGAUAAUCUUCAGAGCAUCAAGACCAAAAACUGCGAAGGAGAUCAACAAGUACAAACUGUUGUUGAAGAAUAAUCUCGUUGAACCAACCGCUCUGGAAUUGUAUGUGAUGAACUCGGAUGGCUCGAAUCAACGCCGUAUCACGUCUUUGGGUGGUGCAAACUGGUCACCAGCGUAUCUUCGUGAUAAUCGACGAAUUUUAUUCGCAUCCAAUUUCAAUUCCUCAUUGAUGGGAUCGUUCAACUUGUACACUAUUUAUGAGAAUGGAACUGGCUUGGAGCAGAUAACGUUCACUGAAAAUGAAUUCAAUGGACUCUCGUCGGUGAGUUUCGAUGGCGACUGUGUGACGUGGAGUAGUAAUGGUGGAAACAAGGAUUUGAAUAUAUACGUGGCAGACUGGAGCGAUCGAGCACCUAUCAGUGAGGAAGAGCUGAAUCAAUUACGAGCGGAUUUGCCACCUCAGUUCUCACCUCAAUUCACGUCAUCUUUAUUUCCAGUCUCAACACUGGCUGAAAUUAUUGUGAAAGGUUGGGAUAUGCUUGAUAAGUUGAUCCAUUGA